GCAGCCCCCAUUCUCUGACAAAGUUAUGAGUCGCCUUCACAUCAAUCAUAACUUUGUCUUAUCCCCUUUCUCGUUACAAUCACUUCUCCCAACAGUUAUCCUCAACACUCAGAAUCGCAGGUCCUCAAUCAACACGAGCGAAAAUGGUGACCACUAUUCCACAUGAAGCACAGCUGACGAUGGAACCCAACCGCGAUCGAACAAGUGAAUUAAAAGCUUUCGAUGACACAAAAGCCGGCGUUAAAGGACUCGUUGAUGCCGGAAUUGACAAGAUUCCCAGGAUAUUCUUUAGCCCACCCUAUGCUAAUCAGGUUUCUAGUGCUACAGAAUAUAAGUUUCCGAUUAUCGACCUGGGAAGACUUGAUAAAGAUCCUGGUCAACGCAAGGAGAUUGUUGAAAAAGUUCGAAAUGCUUCGGAGACGUGGGGGUUCUUUCAGGUUAUCAAUCAUGGGAUUCCUGAGAGCGUUCUUGAGGAGAUGAAGGAUGGGGUUCGCAGGUUUUAUGAGCAAGAUUUUGAGGUGAAAAAUCAAUGGUACACCCGUGAUUUUACCAGAAAGUUGAUCUACAAUAGCAAUUUUGACUUAUACACAGGACCAGUGACGAACUGGCGGGAUACCAUGUCUUGUUACAUGGCUCCUCAUCCUCCCCAGUCUGAAAAUUUACCAGCUGCUUGCAGAGAUAUACUAGUGGAGUACUCGAAGCAAGUAAUGGAACUUGGCUAUGUAUUGUUCGAACUAUUAUCAGAGGCUCUUGGUUUGAAACCAAGUCACCUGAAAGACAUGAAUUGUGCUGAGGGGCUUGUAUUACUUUGCCAUUACUAUCCACCAUGCCCACAGCCAGAAUUAGCAAUCGGCACAUCCAGGCACUCGGACAAUGACUUUCUCACUGUACUUCUACAAGACCAUGUUGGUGGCCUCCAAGUUCUUCAUCAAAACCAGUGGGUUGAUGUGCCUCCCACCCCUGGUGCUCUUGUGGUUAACAUUGGAGAUCUCAUGCAGCUAGUAUCAAAUGACAAAUUCAUAAGCGUGGAGCAUAGAGUACUGGCGAACCGGGUAGGGCCAAGAAUAUCAGUGGCGAGCUUUUUCAGCACAGAUCUUCAGUCAGAUUGCUCAUCGACAGUUUAUGGACCAAUCCAAGAGUUGUUAUCAGAAGAGAAUCCUCCAAAGUACAGGGAAACCACAGUGAAAGACUAUGUCGCAUACUUUAAGGGAAAGGGUCUCGAUGGGACUUCUGCGCUGCUUCAUUUCAGGCUAUAAGCUUCGCAAAGAAGAUGAAAUGAAUAUCUGGAUAAUUAAAUAAAUGGUUUUUCUGAAGUAAAACAAUUUAGCGCUUGUUUGGAAUUGUUUAAUGUCUUGUCUAUUUACAUAUAUCCUACUUGUAACCAUGUUCAAAACUAUAUAUGAUUUGUAGUUCUUGAUGGGUGUGUUUUGUUGAAGGAAUUAUUUCUUAUUUCAAUGUGACAAAAUAAGUUGUCUCA
This is a messenger RNA of Mangifera indica (mango), 1477 nucleotides long. RefSeq names its product 1-aminocyclopropane-1-carboxylate oxidase homolog 1-like. The coding region runs from base 144 to 1256 and encodes 370 amino acids. NCBI's taxonomy places the organism in Eukaryota, Viridiplantae, Streptophyta, Magnoliopsida, Sapindales, Anacardiaceae. The transcript is spliced from 3 exons. The record is from RefSeq and is a predicted model, not a curated record.